This is a messenger RNA of Aspergillus mulundensis, 957 nucleotides long. RefSeq lists its product as uncharacterized. The coding region runs from base 1 to 957 and encodes 318 amino acids. The record is from RefSeq and is a predicted model, not a curated record. NCBI's taxonomy places the organism in Eukaryota, Fungi, Ascomycota, Eurotiomycetes, Eurotiales, Aspergillaceae. Gene Ontology annotation, molecular function: NAD+ binding; oxidoreductase activity, acting on the CH-OH group of donors, NAD or NADP as acceptor. Gene Ontology annotation, biological process: fatty acid metabolic process. The transcript has a single exon.
AUGUCGACUACCACCCACCGGAUCACUCUGAUCGGACUAGGCACCAUUGGCAUGUCCAUGGCUGCUCUCCAUCUCUCUCGUGACAAUACCAUAGUCGACGUAUUUGACACACGCCCUGAUUUUGAAGACUAUCUUGUGAAGACGCUUCCGAGCUUCCUAGCUAGCCCUAACUCUGAGACCGGUUCACAUCCAGGCGAAGUGGCUUCCCUGGUCUCGUCUGGCCGCCUUAACAUCCACUCAUCGCUAGCGACGGCAUGUGCAUCCGCCACCAUAGUCCAGGAACAAGGUCCAGAGAAUCUCGACUUCAAACGGUCGAUCUGGAAAAGAGUCGAGUCUUUAGCACCAGCCUCAGCACAUUUCUGGACAAGUACAUCAGGCAUAGCAGCGAGUGCGCAGCAGCAACAAUUGCAAGACAAGACCCGUUUGCUUGUGGUGCAUCCAUUCAACCCCCCACAUAUCAUGCCGUUGCUUGAGAUUGUGCCAGCGCCCGAAACGUCCCCAGAGCGAGUGGAGUUUGCGCGCGAGUAUUUCUCCAUUCCCGGGUCUAGACAUCGCCCCGUGGUCAUUCGAAAGGAAAUCCCAGGGUUCGUGGGGAAUAGACUGGCCUUCGCGUUGCUUAGAGAAGCUUGUCAUCUGGUGCAAGAAGACGUUGUGACGGCCAAAGACCUCGAUACCAUCCUCAUGGCCAGCCUAGGGCCGAGAUGGGCAGGAAAUGGUGUUUUUGAGAGCUACCAGCAGGGUGGAGGUGAAGGUGGCAUUGGAGCUUUUCUGGAUAAGCUGGGUGGGACAAUGCAAGAAGUAUGGGAUGGCUUGGGGCAAGUGAGCGUUGCAGAGGUGAAAGAGAAAGUGGUUCAGCAAACAGACGAAGCCUAUGGGACUUCGAUAUCGGAAGAGACUCGUUGGAAGAAGGAAGAACGACUGCGUGAGUUUUUGAAGGUGCAGACACAAAGAUAUUGA